AGCUAUUACUCAAAAAUGCUAAUGAAUGGAUAUGUCUGUUCUAUACUAACUUUGUUGUAAAAAUGGCAAAAACUUACGAUUAUUUAUUUAAAUUGCUUUUGAUUGGUGACUCGGGAGUCGGUAAAACAUCUAUAUUAUUCAGAUUUUCGGAAGAUGCUUUCAAUAUCUCAUUCAUAUCGACGAUUGGUAUCGACUUUAAAAUUCGGACAAUAGACCUUGAUGGAAAGAAAGUAAAGUUACAAAUAUGGGACACAGCAGGCCAAGAGAGAUUCCGUACAAUUACUACUGCCUACUACCGUGGUUCAAUGGGCAUAAUGCUUGUUUAUGAUGUUACAAAUGAGAAGAGCUUUGAAAAUAUUAAGAAUUGGAUAAGAAACAUAGAAGAGAAUGCCAGUGCGGAUGUGGAAAAGAUGAUCCUGGGCAACAAGUGUGAUCUAGAUGCAAAGAGACAGGUUUCAAAGGAGAGAGGGGAACAGUUAGCUGUAGAAUAUCAGAUAAAAUUUGUAGAGACAUCAGCAAAAGAUUCAUUAAAUGUGGAAUCUGCAUUUUACACCUUAGCGAGGGAUAUUAAAGCAAAGAUGGAAAAGAAACAGGAGGCGAGCAACCCGCCGGCGCGCGGCGACCAGCGCCAGAUCAAGGCCAGCGACCAGCAGCGCAAGCCCGUGUCCUGGCUGUCGCGCUGCUCCAUCCUCUGACGACCCCGCGCCGCCGCCGCCCCACCACUCCAGUGUUUUUCAGUUCUCACCGCCAAGGCGAUAGCAAACAUCCUCGGUCCAUACACUGAACCCUCAUUUAACUUUGCAUGCUAACACAUUCCCAAAUUAACUCAAUUCACGAACGCUCGACGACCUUCGGGGUUUGUUAGCGUGCUCCGUGUUUACUACUCGCUGAGCGUUCUGCAAUAAUAAUGUAGACUGACUGUUUGCUGCUGAAAAACCGAAUUUACAUCAUUGUGACCGUGUACGAAACCCACCUCGGCUAUAUUUUUCGACCUUCACUUUAUUAAAACUGGUGCGAUAACUUCACACGGGACAGACUUGCUUUUUGUAUUUUUAUAUCCAGGAUUUAUUACAAUUCUUAGUUGAAAAAAAAACAGUAUUUUGGAAAUUAGCUGUAAAUUUUGUUUACUUCUGAUGUGACAAGUUUAUUUUUAUAGGGCAAAAUUUAAGGGUGUUGUUUAUAUUGAAAGAAAAAAAGUGUUUUAAAGAUAUUAUUUCAAUAGUUUUAUUUAGUUGUACUUUUCCAUUUGCUAUUUUAAUUAAGAUAUAUAUUUUAAUGUAAUAUAUACUAUUUAAUUUGAAUAAACAGUGCUUUUUUACACAA
This is a messenger RNA of Cydia strobilella, 1323 nucleotides long. RefSeq names its product ras-related protein Rab-8A (gene Rab8). Gene Ontology annotation, cellular component: trans-Golgi network transport vesicle; endosome; plasma membrane. NCBI's taxonomy places the organism in Eukaryota, Metazoa, Arthropoda, Insecta, Lepidoptera, Tortricidae. Gene Ontology annotation, biological process: protein localization to plasma membrane; regulation of exocytosis; Golgi vesicle fusion to target membrane. The record is from RefSeq and is a predicted model, not a curated record. Gene Ontology annotation, molecular function: GTP binding; GTPase activity. The transcript is spliced from 5 exons. Bases 63 to 695 code for a protein of 210 amino acids.